AUGGGGAAGAAGCGAAAGCACAUUGAAGCGGAAGCUACAGACAAUACGAAGAACAAUGAAAGCGCGCCAGAAAGGCCGAAAAGAACCCUUUUGGGCUUUAAAACCAAUGCGAAUGAUAAAAAUGGAAGUGAAAGUCACCAUGUGAAUUUUCGGAAUAAAGAGAAAGUCUUGGUGACUUGCUCUCGCCGCAUCAGUUACAGGUAUCGGCACUUGAUGUUGAACUUGGUUGAGCUUUUGCCUCAUAGUAAGAAAGACAACAAGGUGGAGUCCAAGGAGAGUAAAGGCGCCGCACUGAAUGAGCUUGUCGAGCUCAAGAGCUGCUCUUCUUGUUUGUUUUUUGAGUGUAGGAAAGGCAAAGAUCUCUAUUUGUGGAUGGCCAAGUGCCCCAAUGGUCCAUCUGUCAAAUUUCUAGUUAAUGCGGUGCACACAAUGGAAGAACUGAAACUUACCGGUAAUCAUCUAAAGGGUUCACGUCCUCUCCUAACCUUUUCAUCCAACUUUGAUAAAAGCCCCCACUGGCAGCUUCUGAAGGAGAUGAUUUCUCAGCAGAUAUCAUGUUCCCAUAGUGGUGGAGCACAGAAACUAGACCGUGGAGACUUAGAAAAAAUGACAUUGAUCGAGGUUGGUCCACGAUUCUGUUUGAACCCGAUUAAGAUAUUUGGCGGCAGCUUUGGGGGCCCAACCCUAUAUGAGAAUCCAUUCUAUGUUUCACCUAACCAGAUCCGCUCGUUGGAGAAGAGGCAAAAGGCAGGAAAAUAUGCCAAGAAAGUCAAAGCCAAGACAAGGAGGAAGAUGCACGAGCUGGAAAAUCCUCUUGAAGUUGAUGAGUUUGCUGAUAUGUGGAAAGAGUGA
Molecule: messenger RNA, 852 nt
Organism: Striga hermonthica
Lineage: Eukaryota; Viridiplantae; Streptophyta; Magnoliopsida; Lamiales; Orobanchaceae
Source: the annotation of a GenBank genome assembly